AUGACGAUGUACCUGCUGCUUCCCAUUGGCCCUCACUUAGCUGUGUGUCUCCGUUUCCCCAGGCGUCAAGGAGAGCAGGGUCCUGUGAACACCGUGGUCUCUACUGAGCGGGGCCUGUGGGAUCCGGUGGCAGGGUGGCAGGCGGGAGUGAUCCGACGUCUGCCCGGUGCCUUUGAAGAUGAGUCUCUGCGACUUCGGCAGCUGCGACUGGACAAUCAGAGGGCGCUGCUGGAGAAGAAGCAGAGGAAGAAGCGCCUGGAGCCCCUCAUGGUGCAGCCCAACCCCGAGGCCCGGCUGCGCAGGCUGAAGCCCAGGGGGAGCGAGGAGCAGACGCCCCUGGUGGAGCCUCAGAUCCUGCACCAGGACGUGGUCCUCCACGGCAUUGAUGGGCCAGCCGCCUUCCUGAAACCAGAGGCUCCCGAGUCAGAAAGCAGAGUGCACGUGCUCUCCGUGAGCUCUUCCACCCCUGACGAAGACACAGAAGGCAGCGUGAAUGAGGAGAGCGCUUCGCCCAAGCCAGACCUGCAGGAGAUCCUGCAGAAGCACGGUAUCUCCAGUAGUUUGAACUUCGACGAGGAGGAGUCCGAUGGUGAGGAGGAAGAAGGGAAGAAAACAGGUUUCCAGUCACCGCACUCAGAAAGGGAGAGACCCAGCUCUGCGUCCUCACCAGAGCCAGCCUCGGACCCGGGCGCUUCCUGUUCCGCAGCCCCGCAGGCUGAGCUGCAGCUGGGGGAGGUGGAGAACUUGGAGGACUUCGCCUACAGCCCGGCCCCGCGGGGCGUCACGGUCAAGUGUCGCAUCACCAGAGACAAGAAGGGGAUGGACCGCGGGCUCUUCCCUACCUACUACAUGCACCUGGAGAAGGACGAGAGCCGCAAGGUAUUUCUCCUUGCAGGUAGGAAGCGGAAAAAGAGCAAAACAUCCAACUACCUGAUCUCCAUUGAUCCCACGGAUCUGUCUCGUGAAGGGGAGAGUUACGUAGGCAAGCUCAGAUCCAACCUGAUGGGGACCAAGUUCACUGUGUAUGACCACGGAGUCAACCCGGUCAAGGCCCAAGGGCUGGUGGAGAAGGCCCACACCCGACAGGAGCUGGCGGCCAUCUGCUACGAAACAAACGUACUUGGAUUUAAAGGCCCCAGGAAGAUGUCCGUGAUCAUUCCUGGGAUGAAUCUGAACCACGAGCGGAUCCCGUUCCGGCCACGGAAUGACCACGAGGGCUUGCUGUCCAAGUGGCAGAACAAAGCCAUGGAGAACCUGAUCGAGCUGCACAACAAGGCCCCGGUGUGGAGCGACGACACGCAGUCCUACGUGCUCAACUUCCACGGCCGCGUCACGCAGGCCUCCGUGAAGAACUUCCAGAUUGUCCACGGGAACGACCCUGACUACAUAGUCAUGCAGUUCGGCCGCGUGGCGGAGGACGUGUUCACGCUGGACUACAACUACCCGCUGUGCGCGCUGCAGGCCUUCGCCAUCGGCCUGUCCAGCUUCGACAGCAAGCUGGCGUGUGAAUGAGGACGCCCGCGGGGGUGCUGCGCGUGCGUGCCGCUACGCGGGGGCACACACACCUUCUCUGGACUCCAAAGACUGGCAGGGAUCAGGGUUCAGCCUGAAAGAGAGACGGGAGCGCAGAGAGCUGCUUCUUGUCUAGUUGGGGGGAGAUUCCCACAGCUGGG
Messenger RNA from Dipodomys ordii (Ord's kangaroo rat), 1673 nucleotides. RefSeq names its product tubby like protein 3 (gene Tulp3). The record is from RefSeq and is a predicted model, not a curated record. Gene Ontology annotation, cellular component: cilium. Gene Ontology annotation, biological process: protein localization to cilium. NCBI's taxonomy places the organism in Eukaryota, Metazoa, Chordata, Mammalia, Rodentia, Heteromyidae. The transcript is spliced from 12 exons. The coding region runs from base 1 to 1512 and encodes 503 amino acids.